Molecule: messenger RNA, 3401 nt
Organism: Actinia tenebrosa (Australian red waratah sea anemone)
Lineage: Eukaryota; Metazoa; Cnidaria; Anthozoa; Actiniaria; Actiniidae
Product: frizzled-10-B
Biological process (GO): canonical Wnt signaling pathway; non-canonical Wnt signaling pathway
Cellular component (GO): membrane
Molecular function (GO): transmembrane signaling receptor activity; Wnt-protein binding
Source: RefSeq, a predicted model, not a curated record
CUCUUAUGCUUGAAUUAUCACCACAAGUGAUCGUUUAAUUGGUCGAGCAUAAGCCUUUCCAAUCAAGCGUAGGUUAAGACCGAGCGAUAAUUAUAAGACAUAGUCUAAGCGCAUUUUAAUAGCUUGGUGAAAUAUUUUCUGGGUGAUCUUCCUGAAAUGAUAGAUGGCAAAAUAUGGCUUGGUCUUUUGGUUAGGUGUGAGUUGGUUUUUAAGUAGAGACUGUAGAACAAUGAUCCCAUCUUAUGUCAUCACGCUUUCAAUUAGGGCUCAUCUCGAGCAUCGGACGGUUUCCUUUAAUCUCUGUCGCUUUGUUCGGAUUGGCGGAGGGAUUAACUCUUCUUAAUGUACCAAUCAGAAUUGCGCCUGGUUGAAUAGCGUAAUUGACAACAGUGACAGAUACGUAGGAUCAAUGCUUGACAUUUAUGAAAUACAUGGAAUAAUAACUCCACUAGAUAAAAAGCUGCCGAGCUGUAGAAGUGCAGACCGCACUAUAUGAUGGGGAGGUAGAUACGAUUGGUUCAACCACCAGUGAAUACAGGACUUCAAAGUUUCCAGAAUAUUGUUGUUCUUAGAGCACAGCUUGAAGGCCGACAUGGCGCUCGCUUGGAAAAUCAAGUUACGUCGCUACACUUUUCUUUUUAUGAUUAUAUGGCUGACUUCGUUUGGAUGUAGUCUCAACACAGCCGCCCAACAAACCAAGACCGCCAAGCAAUCGCAACCAAAAUGCGAGAAGAUCACGAUUCCAUUGUGCACUGGUAUUGGAUACAAUUAUACCCAGUAUCCGAAUUUUCUUGGCCAAGAUAAUCAAAAAGAAGCGGAAAGUAAGAUCCACGAGUUCAAACCUUUGAUAGCCGUGAACUGUGCCCCGCAAUUAAGAUUUUUUCUCUGUUCGGUGUUCGCGCCGAUGUGCACCAAAGAGGUGAAAGCACCGAUCUACGCGUGUCGUUCGAUGUGCGAAGCAGCACGCAGUGGUUGUACUCCGAUGAUGCGUCGAUUUGGCUUUGACUGGCCAGAUACAUUAGACUGCAGCCGUCUUUCCCAGAAGAACGACCCGAGAGCGAAAAGUGAACCUGAACGACUUUGUAUGGCAGCGCCGAACAUGAAACACACGCCCGUCAACGAUAGCACUAUUUUGAACGCGAUCGAUAAUUUGGGCCCGGAGUUCAAAGAGAUUUUUAAGAAUCUAGCGGGAAAGAUCCCCACGGAGCCCAAAGAUGAUAAAGACAAAGUAAACCCCACUGAUUCUCUAGAUGGGGGGUAUUAUAGCAGGCCGAACGCGACUCUUGCGUACACUUACGCUUCUCUGGCCUGCACGAACAAUACAGGACCUUUGAAGACCAAAUACACUCAUGUGUCUAAGUACGAUCAGUGCAUUCCCAAGUGUCCGGGUGAGUUGCUCUUUUCUAAAGAAAACAAACGAUUUGCGAACAUCUGGAUAAGCGUUUGGGCCGUGUUGUGCUUCAUAUCCACGGCCAUCACCGUGUUAACAUUUGCCAUUGACACCACUAGGUUUAAAUACCCCGAAAGGCCGAUCAUAUUUCUAUCGGUUUGCUAUAAUCUGUAUUCACUGGGAUAUAUAGUCAGGAUGGCCGCAGGUCGGGAGGCUGUGAUUUGUGAUUCAACGAAAACCUAUUUGAUCAGGUCUGGGAUGAAUGUUGCCGACCACGCGUGCUGUUCUGUGGUGUUUCUACUUUUGUACUACUUCGGGAUGGCAUCUGCUCUAUGGUGGGUAGUCUUAACCUUAGCUUGGUUUCUUGCUGCUGGGAGAAAGUGGGGUCAAGAGGCAAUAGAGAGAAAAGCGACGUACUUCCAUGUGAUAGCUUGGACGAUUCCCGCCAUACAAACUAUCCUCGCUCUCAUAAUGCGGAAGGUUGACUCGGACGAACUCACAGGGCUCUGCUACGUGGGCAACACUGAUCCUAAAAAUUUAGCACACUAUGUCAUCGUUCCACUCGUCUUGUACCUCGUUGCCGGAACAAUCUUCCUCUUCGCGGGAUUUUUUUCCCUUUUCCGCAUUAGAACAGUGUUGAAAAAUAAGGAAACCAACACGGACAAACUGGAAAAAUUAAUCGUACGAAUCGGGGUAUUUUCCGUGCUGUACAUCAUUCCUGUGACUUGUGUGGUUGUUUGUUAUUUCUAUGAACAUAAUAAUAUGAAAACGUGGGAGAUUAUGGCUCCUCUUUACGUUCUCAUGUGCCGGGACGACAGCGCGUGUUUAGAGAGCUACGGUCCGAACACAGAAGUCUUCGUAGUAAAGUAUUUCAUGUUGUUAAUCAUUGGAAUCACUUCUAACAUGUGGAUAUGGUCAACGAAGACUUUCAAAUCGUGGCGGAUGUUUUAUAUAAAGAAAACGGGCAAGAAGCAUAAGAAGAAGAAAAUGGACUUUGCUGCAGCGAGCGAGAUUCGUAAGCCACCUCCAGUAAUUCAACCGCAACCACAAACUAUCAAUAAUCAAUAUUCUACUUUAAUUCCACCAACUCCGCUUUCAAUAUCAAGCUCCGCUGCUAACAACCCGUCAUUUCAGCAAAGCAAAGCAAGUGGACUGUCGCCGAUGGCUACUGUUUGACAGCUGUUCAGUCCAACAAGGCCUUUAGGCGAGCUAUUUCGCUAUCAGAUUUGUCAAAGAAUGACCGCUAACGAUUUGGGUCAUUGACGAAGACAUGUAUUAGGACACUAAAUCAACUCCAGUGAAGCUAAAAGCAACGUUUAACAAAGCCACCAGAGUUCCAACUCGAGUGAACUCUCCACAAUAUUAUGAAAAACGAAUGAAAUAUCCGAGAAAUAUAGAAAAAAACUUGAAAUACGAAUUUGACUUCAUUAAAGUGUUCCAAGAAGCCCAUUGUUUGGUACUAAGAUGACUUCACAUUGUCGAAAACCAUGAAAGCACUUAUUUAAGAUAACUCAAAGUUUUGCGUUGGACAGCAUACGAAUACAACCAUUGUUGAACGUAAUCCAAUCCCUAUUGUGACUAAGACUUUUGUUGUUUUUUCCAGGCUUUGUAGAGAAUAAUGCUAAUUUUUCUUUUCACUGGUUGAUUUUUCCAAACACUUGAUAAUGCGAAUGAAAACUACUUAUUUCAAGUCAGUGUUUGUUACUUUUCCCAGUUCCAAAACCAACACCAUUCAAUCUCCUGUUGUGAAUUUAURUCAAUGUUUUCCAUAACAAAUCAUUUGAUUACAUGAACUCAUUCUUUUAGUUGGGAGUGUUCUUCCCUACAGACGUAUUCAUUUGCAAGUAAAAUGACACUCUUUGUCUGUUGUAGAACUAAGUCAUCAAAAACGCUCUGAUAUUUCAUUAAUUCUUGUAAAAAGAGCCAAUUUUUUUUCCAUGAACAUAAUUUUUUAGAUCGUCUUAAAAAUAUUAUCUUUGAAUACAGUUUGAAUAAAUGUAAAAAUGUGAAA